UAUCUAUUUCUAUGCAUAAAUUCCAUCACCAAAUUAUAUAUAUAAUAGACAUGUAUGGACCAUAUAUACAUGGAUAUAUCUCAAGAGAGAGAGAGAGAUAGAGUGUGUGUAAAUGAGAGCAAAUUUCUAAGAGUGUGAUUGAGAGAGAGAGAGUUGUUUACUGACAGUUGAAAGGGAGAGAGCAGUUGUUGUGAGAGAGAUGAAGCUCUUCUUUACUUUGAAUGAGAGAUAGAGCUGUUUUUUUAAUGAGAGAGAGAGAUCAAAGACUUAGGAGAAAGAUUAAAUGCACGCGCAAGACAGGAGCAGCACCCAAUUUAAGGAAGAGGACCAGGUUCAAAAUCCCAAAUAAAUUCUGACUCCAAAUGCUGAUUCUUCUGCAAAAUUAAGGGCUUCAUUGAUGGUGAACAGAGGAGCAGCCCCUCUCUUUCUCUCUCUAUAAAUGAACCCCCUCUCUUUCUCUCUCUUCAAAUGAGCCUUUUCUCUGAAACCCACCUCCCACCAAGAAGAAGAAGCAAGACUGAGAAAUGGUGCUCUUUAUGCUGGUGCUCGGCCUUGUUUCUUUCUUUCUCUUCUUUCUUCAUCUCUCAACAAGAAAAUACAGAAUAAGGGGCCUUCCUCCUGGUUCCUUUGGGCUACCUCUCGUUGGAGAGACUCUGCAACUUAUCUCGGCGUACAAAGCCACCAAUCCAGAGCCAUUUCUCGACUCCAGAAGAUCCAGGUAUGGGAAUGUGUUCACAACACAUGUUUUUGGAGAGCCAACAAUAUUUUCAACAGACCCUGAGGUGAACAGGUUCAUACUGCAAAAUGAAGGCAAGCUUUUUGUUAGCAGCUAUCCAAGUUCAAUAUCCAACCUUUUAGGGAAGCACUCUCUCCUUCUAAUGAAAGGAAGCUUGCACAAAAAAAUGCAUUCUCUCACUAUGAGCUUUGCCAAUUCCUCAAUAAUCAAAGACCACCUUCUCCUCGACAUCGAUCGACUGGUUCGCCUCAGCUUGGAUUCAUGGAGAGGCCGUGUUCUUCUGCAAGAGGAGGCCAAGAAGAUAACUUUCGAAUUGACAAUCAAGCAGCUCAUGAGCGUUGAUCCAGGGGAUUGGAGUGAGAAUCUAAGAAAGGAAUACAUGCUCUUGAUUGAGGGCUUCUUCACUGUGCCUUUCCCCUUCUUAGGCACCACAUAUGCCAGAGCUAUCAAAGCCAGGGGCAAAGUGGCAGAGGCUCUGAGGGAGAUGGUUAGAGAGAGAAAGAGAGAGAGUGGGGAUGUCGAGGAGAAGAAAGACAUGGUGGCAAGUCUGGUGAGAGAAGGUCUCUCUGAUGAAGAGAUUGUGGAUUUCUUGCUUGCCCUGCUCGUUGCUGGUUACGAGACCACAUCCACCAUCAUGACCCUCGCAGUCAAAUUCCUCACUGAGACGCCUCAGGCUUUUGCCUCGCUAAAGGAAGAACAUGAGGAGAUCCGAAGAAAGAAGGCAGGGUCUGAACCCUUGGAUUGGGCUGAUUAUAAAUCCAUGUCCUUUACCCAAUGUGUGAUUAAUGAAACUCUGAGGGUGGCAAAUAUCAUCAGUGGGGUUUUUCGUCGAGCUGUUUGUGAUGUUCACAUCAAAGGGUGCACAAUCCCAAAGGACUGGAAGGUAUUUGUGUCGUUUCGUGCAGUUCAUCUCGACCAAGAUUUUUACAAAGACGCCAGAUCUUUCAAUCCUUGGAGAUGGCAGGGCACUCUACCUUCCACUAAUCCCCCCUCAGUUUUCACUCCCUUUGGCGGGGGCCCACGCCUCUGCCCUGGUUAUGAGCUUGCAAGAGUUGAAAUCUCAGUUUUCCUACACUACCUUGUCGCAAAUUUCAGCUCUGUGACCUCAGAGGAGGACAAAGUGGUUUUCUUCCCAACAACAAGAGCCCUUAAGAGAUGUCCCAUCCUUGUUACCAGGAAAGAAGCCUGUUAAAACAUUUUCCUAAGUAUCUUUUUAAAAGUUUUUGUUCUAUAUAUGCACCUGUAUUUUUUUAUGCUUAAUCAUAUUUAAUCAAGGACUUUAUUGCCCAGGGGUAUAUUCCUCUCCA
Molecule: messenger RNA, 2043 nt
Organism: Amborella trichopoda
Lineage: Eukaryota; Viridiplantae; Streptophyta; Magnoliopsida; Amborellales; Amborellaceae
Gene: CPD
Product: Cytochrome P450 superfamily protein
Biological process (GO): sterol metabolic process; multicellular organism development; brassinosteroid biosynthetic process
Molecular function (GO): heme binding; oxidoreductase activity, acting on paired donors, with incorporation or reduction of molecular oxygen; iron ion binding
Source: RefSeq, a predicted model, not a curated record